Metschnikowia bicuspidata var. bicuspidata NRRL YB-4993 is the source of this 1731-nucleotide messenger RNA. RefSeq lists its product as uncharacterized. Gene Ontology annotation, molecular function: heme binding; monooxygenase activity; oxidoreductase activity, acting on paired donors, with incorporation or reduction of molecular oxygen. NCBI's taxonomy places the organism in Eukaryota, Fungi, Ascomycota, Pichiomycetes, Serinales, Metschnikowiaceae. The transcript has a single exon. The coding region runs from base 1 to 1731 and encodes 576 amino acids. The record is from RefSeq and is a predicted model, not a curated record.
AUGUUAAUGAAUGUGCUUUAUAAUGCUUAUCUUCAUUUACAAGAGAACCAGGGAGUAUUUCUCUGUGCAUUCCUAUUGUUUUUCGGCUUUUAUAAAUUGGUGGUCUAUCCAUUCUAUAUUUCCGCAUUGAAGGAUAUUCCAGGACCCUACUUGCACCGGGUUUCCCACAUUCCUUCCCUCAAUGCCCAGAGAAAAUUCCAGUGGAUUAAGAAGGUACAUGACUUACAUGAAAAAUACGGCGAAGUUGUAAUUCUCUCCCCCUCUGCUAUAAGUUGCAAUGGUGACCCGAAGUACAUCAAUGAUAUCUAUGUGAAAAAUAUGCCGAAAACAAAAUUUUAUGAGAACUUCAAAAAUCAUGGAAUGAAGGAUAACAUGUUUUCGGAACCUGAAAAUGGAAAGCAUCUCAGAUACAAGAAAAUGCUACAAGGCCUGUAUCUGAAAUCGGCUGUGUUCAAUGCCAAAAACACAACAAGAACAAACAUAGUUGAAAAGGUUGGACAGCUCGUUGACCAGGUUUAUUUGUCUUCUGUAUCAGGAAAGAGGCCAGAUUUGGUGAACGCCGAGCUGAAGUUGAAUGAACAUGGCAAAGGCCACAAACUAGGCUCUGGAAAUUGGUUCAACCCUCAGGUCAAGAAAAGCGGUCUUGGCAUUGAUGUAUACUCUUUAUUCGGAUCCUUGGCUAUGGAUGUUGUAUCUGCCUUUGAGUUGGGUAUUUCGAACGGUACUUGCCUUUUGAAAACCCCAGAGCAAAGACUGAUUUUAGUUCCUCACAGGAUGACAGCGGGGAUGGUUUUCUGGACAACUUUGAUGCCCCGGUUUUGGGAUUGGGCUGCGGGGCCCACAAUUAGAGCAGCCUCCAAGAAGAUUGAAGCCUGGCAAUUGGAAUUGUACAGAGUUGCCGAAGAAAAUGUUCCCGAAAAAAGAAGGGACCAGAACCUAAGCACCCUUGAAACUUUAAAAAAGAACGGUUUCUAUGGGACAAACGCGUACUCUUUUCUUUCGGAUAACAUUUUCGCUGGUCAUGAGACUACUGCAAUCCAGUUGACAUAUAUGUGCUACGAAUUGUCUAGACCACUUCAUCUUGAAAAGCAAGCUAAACUCAGAUCAGAAAUCAGAGAAGCCUUUGGAGAGCCUGGAUCCUUGGAAAGCUGCAUUGACAGCUUGGAAGAAGUCGACAAGCUACCUUACUUGGAAGCGUUAAUCCAGGAGAACUCUAGGGUUCAUACCUCGAUCCCUGGUGCCGAACCUAGACGUACAAACACGCCUUACGAAGUUGCAGUUGACGGGAAAAGUGUCACACUUCCAGUGGGUACAGGCAUCUCAUGUCAGCCUUAUCUGAUGCACAGAGUGUCGAAGGUUUUUCCGAAUCCAGAGGCAUGGAUUCCUGAGAGGUGGUUGCAAAAUAGCAAUGAAUCUCUCGAAGACUAUGCUCAACGAUUGAAGGAAAUGCAACGAUACAUGAUGCCAUUUGGUAAAGGAAUACGCAUGUGUCUUGGUAUGAAUCUUGCCUUAAUAGAGAUGAAAAUGGCAUUGGCAAAUCUUUAUUGGAGAUAUGAGCUGACUUUGUGCUCCGACUGGUGCCAAGUUACUCCCGCUGAAGAAAGCGGCCACAUCAGUAUGGGCAAGGAGUUUGCAGGAUCUAACCGCGACGAAAGCAUGAUGACCAUGGAAGAUUCUUAUACAACACGGCCUCACUAUGAUGAGUGCUGGUUGGCGUGGAGAAGUGUUUGA